Anopheles cruzii is the source of this 546-nucleotide messenger RNA. RefSeq names its product endocuticle structural glycoprotein SgAbd-8-like. The coding region runs from base 14 to 418 and encodes 134 amino acids. The record is from RefSeq and is a predicted model, not a curated record. Gene Ontology annotation, cellular component: chitin-based extracellular matrix. NCBI's taxonomy places the organism in Eukaryota, Metazoa, Arthropoda, Insecta, Diptera, Culicidae. Gene Ontology annotation, molecular function: structural constituent of chitin-based larval cuticle. The transcript is spliced from 3 exons.
AGUGGCCGUUAUAAUGAAUUCAGUUAUCCUGCUCGGUACCGUGUUGCUGGUGAUGGUCGAGUGUGCACCUCAGGGACCAGUGACGGAACCGAUUCCGAUCAUCCGGCAAGAGCAGGAAGUCAAUCCGGACGGCAGUUACAGCUGGAGCUACGAAACGGGCAAUGGUAUCGUGGCGGAAGAGCAAGGAUUUCUCAAAAAUCCCGGCACCGAACAGGAAGCUCAGGUCGCCCAAGGUGAGUAUUCAUACACGGCGCCCGACGGCCAGUUGAUACGCGUCCAGUACAUUGCCGACGAGAACGGCUUCCAACCGCUCGGUGACCAUCUGCCCACACCGCCCCCCAUCCCGCCGGCCAUUCAGCGUGCGCUAGAGUACUUGGCCAGCUUAACGCCCAGCGACGACGCCUCGCGGAGGUUCUAGGAGCGGCGCCUAAAGGUUACUCAGCGGUUACAGCACAUCCCCCGCACCACUCAUCUCAUCGUGUGCGCGCCGUGGUUCAGUGGGUCAGGCACUCGUGCGAUCCACGGGCUAGUGAAAACAUUUCUUGU